AUGGCAGAUAACCUGGUCACAUUCCAACCUGAGGAAGGAAAAAUCAGUUUAGCAGGAGGCUGCAUCCUCCUAGACCGCGAUGAUUUUCAAGGCGUGCAUAUCGCAGCGUCCUUUUUGUCAAAGGACUUUGAGAUGGUCACUGGAUCCCCGCUAUCGCUGACUACGUACGAAGGGAGCCUUACAGAAGUCGAGGGCAAGCACUGUGUAAUUGUGGGCACUAUAGAGUCCUCCCGCCCGAUCCAGACUUUGAUCCAGAGCGGAAAAUUGAAUGUUGAUGAGAUUCAAGGAUGCUGGGAAUCCUUCGUGAUGACCGUGGUUGAUAAUCCUAUGGGCAGUGUGAAGAAAUCACUGGUAAUUGCAGGAAGUGACAAACGAGGAACAAUUUAUGGUGUUUAUACGCUGUCUGAACAGAUUGGAGUUUCUCCAUGGUACUGGUGGGCAGAUGUCGUUCCCACGAAGCAUUCUGACAUCUUCAUUCAGCCCGGACGAGUACGAUGCGGUCCACCUACCGUCAAGUACCGCGGAAUAUUCAUCAACGACGAAGCCCCCUCGUUGACUGGAUGGGUUCUAGAAAAAUUCGGCCCAAAGUACAAUGUGGAAUUCUAUAGAAAGGUAUUUGAGCUGUUAUUGCGACUCAAAGCGAAUUUCAUGUGGCCGGCGAUGUGGCCAGGCUAUCCAAACCCGGGGAAUAGUUUCUUUGCAGAUGACGCUUUGAACCAGAAGACGGCGAACGAAUGGGGAAUUGUUGUGUCGACGUCUCAUCAUGAACCAAUGCAACGCGCGAUGGCGGAAUGGUUUGCGGAGAAUCCAGCAGGAAGCUGGUCGUGGAUUAAGAGUCGAGAAAAGAUUCAGGAUUAUUUCAAAGAUGGUGCGUCACGAGCCCACGGUUAUGAGUCAUAUAUUACUCUAGGUAUGAGGGGAGAUGGAGAUAGAGCAAUGGCCGUGGACGAUCCCCCUGCCGUGCUUCGAGAGAUACUUGAAGUUCAGAGAUCAAUUAUCAACGAUGUUUAUGGGGCCCCGGACAAGCCGAAUCAGCUACUGGCAUUAUACAAAGAAGUGCAGGAGUAUUUCGAAAAUGGCCUUGUUGUCCCAGACGACGUGACUCUCUUGUUUGCCGACGAUAACUUCGGUAAUAUCCGACGUUUGCCAGUGGGAAUGGAAGAGAAUCGUGCUGGGCGAGCUGGGAUAUACUUUCACCUCGAGUACGUGGGUGAGCCGCGGAGCUAUAAGUGGAUCAACAGUAAUUCUUGUGUUAGCUCAACUCAUCAAAUCUGGGUCUUUAAUGUCGGCGAUAUCAAACCCCUUGAACUUCCUAUCACCUUUGCGAUGAAGAUGGCUUGGGACAUUGCUUCAAUUCCAAUGGAAGAUUUCGAGUCAUUUUUCCAGUCAUUUUCUUGUCUCAACUUUCCUCCUUCAAUUUCCUCACAGAGUGCUCAGCUUCUUUAUCAUAUUGACCGUUUAUUGGCGCUGCGGAAACACGAGCAUAUUGAACAUGAUACCUUUUCAAUUCUGAAUUAUAACGAAGCCGAAAACAUUUGGGAUGCUUGGGAGAUACUGGCAAAGCAGGCCGAGGAGUUAUAUACCGGAUUGCAAGAUCACGAACGCGCCGCCUUUUUUGAACUCGUCCUGCACCCUAUCAAAGCCUCAUCUAUAUAUACAAGGCUUCGAGUGAGCCAGGCGAAAAAUAGGUUGUUCGGUUUACAAAGACGUAAUACAACGAAUGAAGUUGCCCAGGAGGUGCUGGACCUCUUCGACGCCGAUUUUGAUCUGAGUGAAGAAUAUCACUCCCUGUUGGGUGGAAAAUGGAAUCAUAUGCUGCGCCAACCACAUUACGGAUACCGCGAAACAUGGCAUGCGCCAUCUAGAGAUAUGAUUGAUGGUAUUUGCUACGUCCAGACCCGACAGGAUUCUAACCCUAUUGUCGGACAUAUGGGAGUCGCAGUUGAAGGCGAGCAAGGAACCAGGCCAGGUCUGACAAAUGAAGAAUCUGAUAGGACUCAUCCUUCGCGAGGUGACCUGAUACCUGGUUUAACAUUGCCUCCACUGGAGACCUUCGGUCAGAAGACGCGCUACUUUGAGAUUUUUCGCCGCGGAACUGCCCUGUUUACCUGGAAAGUGUCUCUCCCACAUGACUGGAUUAAAGCUACACCCAGUUCUGGAACUCUGGAUAACGACACCAAUGAUGCUAGAGUAUAUAUUGAAGUGGACUGGAACAGUGCACCGCCGGAAUUUGAUGAAAUAGUGCAACUAGCGAUAUCGUCUUCUGUGGGUGACUACGACCAUGUUCACCUUCCAAUAAUCCGUCGCAAAAUUCUCGUUGAAUCGUUUACAGGAUUUAUCGAGAGCGAUGGAUGUAUCUCGAUACCCGCGACUCGUUUUUCGCGUCCUGUGGAAGGCUCUCAGUAUCAAAUCAUUCCAUUUUUGGGUCGGACUGAGUAUGGAGUUGUGGAAAGAAGUCACGCGAAGAAGAAUUCAACUGCUGCUGAAAUGGGAUUUCUUGAGUACGAUUUUUAUGUUUUCUCCAACCGCACAGAACCUCCGAAGCUGGUUUUAUACUUCACCACAACUCUAGACACUGAUACCUCCGAUCCUCUUACCUAUGAAGUUAUGGUUGACAAGAGAAGCUACGGCGAAUUACGUCUGAUGGAAGAUGCGCCAAAGAUUGGGGACCUCCCACCAGGAUGGACUCAAGCUGUUCAAGAUUGUGUCUGGACAAGAACUCUGGACUUGCACGAAACGGUCCAUAGUGGAGAGCAUGUAAUUAGAAUUCGUCUUUGUAACCAAAAUUUGCUGCUGGAGAAGAUAGUGGUCGACUUUGGGGGAGUGAGAGAGAGUUACUUGGGUCCGCUACCGAGUACAUUUGUCAAAGAUGGUCUUGUACAUUCAUGA
Molecule: messenger RNA, 2889 nt
Organism: Talaromyces amestolkiae
Lineage: Eukaryota; Fungi; Ascomycota; Eurotiomycetes; Eurotiales; Trichocomaceae
Exons: 5
Coding region: 1-2889 (962 amino acids)
Source: RefSeq, a predicted model, not a curated record